This is a messenger RNA of Cladophialophora psammophila CBS 110553, 273 nucleotides long. RefSeq lists its product as uncharacterized. The record is from RefSeq and is a predicted model, not a curated record. The annotation marks the transcript as partial. Lineage: Eukaryota; Fungi; Ascomycota; Eurotiomycetes; Chaetothyriales; Herpotrichiellaceae. The transcript has a single exon.
AUCGUACGGCACGAACGACUCUAUCAGUGUCAGGAAGCUGGCCAUGAGCUGAGACCAGGAUUCACUUAUCACGGCGGGCUUUUACGUCAUGAGCAAGAAGUACACAAAAUGUAUCUCUCGGCGAAGAAGACACCGAUAUUUUGUUCUUUUCCGAAUCGCCCGCGAAGCUCAGGAAAGCCUUAUAUGCGGAAGGAAAAUUUCGAAGACCACAAGCGGCGAAUUCACAAGGUGGAGAAGCGGCCAUCAAAUCCAGCGGCAUCUCAGCCUCAGCCU